AUGGAGCAGCAGAUCCAAGAGCUCGUGGUCAGACGUAUUCAAUACAUUGAAUAUGUUCGGAGAGUCCACUCCGGAUCUCUAUACUGGCUCAACUCGGUACAUCUGUCAAGGGACGACAUCGAGGCCAUGCACUACGACAACAACGCCGCCCAGCAUCUCUUCUGUCUAGGGGCAUCUCUGCCGCACAUGAUUGUUUCCAACACGACUCAGCAGAGCUACCUACGCUCGUUUCUGGCUUUAAUGAAGGAGUUCGAGACAUUCUCGUCCGCCGAGACCACAAAGCAUCGACUCUCAGGCGUGGGACGGUUCUUCCGGGCCAAGACCAAGAACGACAAGAGUGAAGAGUCCUCAGCGCCUGUGGAGUUCACACAUCUCACAAUAUACAGACUACCGUUCGUACCAGACAUGUACGAGACCUUUGGGUCAGUAUGUGCCAUCCUAGUGGAUGCAUACUCCAAGAUCCUGGAGCUGCCAGGAAAGGCCCCUGAUAGCUACGAGAUGCUGCUAAGACUAGAUGAGCGCGUGAAAAGAGGAGUGCUGGAUGCAUUUGUCAAGGACGUUGACGCAAUGUCAAAAAAUGUUGUGAGAGACGAGGCCAUGAAGAUCGAGUCUCUUUUGGUCAACAUUUGA
Messenger RNA from Yarrowia lipolytica CLIB122, 630 nucleotides. RefSeq lists its product as uncharacterized. The record is from RefSeq and is a predicted model, not a curated record. NCBI's taxonomy places the organism in Eukaryota, Fungi, Ascomycota, Dipodascomycetes, Dipodascales.